AUGUCCGUGUGCUGGUGCCUGCUCAGCACGGAGCAGUGGAACUGCAGGAGCGCGUCCGAUGCCAGCAAGCAGCUGGCCGCGCCGUCUCCCCAGCUACCCCCUGCAGGCCCCGUCUCCGCAGGGCUGCGCACCGUGAUCCAUCCCAAGGCCAGGAUCAUCGCCGAGGCGGGGCCCAUCGUGAUCGGCGAGGGGAACCUCAUCGAGGAGCAGGCGCUCAUCAUCAACGGAUAUCCCGAAAAUAUCACCCCGGAAACUGAAGAGGUGGAACCAAAACCGAUGGUCAUUGGCACCAAUAAUGUUUUUGAAGUCGGGUGCUAUUCGCAGGCAAUGAAAGUGGGAGACAACAAUGUAAUUGAAUCAAAAGCGUUCGUUGGUAGGAACGUGAUUCUGACAAGCGGCUGCAUCAUCGGGGCCUGCUGUAAAAUCAACACGUACGAGGUGAUCCCCGAGAACACCGUCAUCUACGGGGCCGACUGCCUCCGCCGGGUGCAGACGGAGCGGCCGCAGAGGAGGGAGAAGCAGCCCCUGUCUUGCGGCCUCCGCAGUCAGGUGGGAGGCCAGGGCUUGUGGGCAGAGAAACCCACGGGUUUCCGUGGGUUAAAGGCCAUGCUGUGA
Tinamus guttatus (white-throated tinamou) is the source of this 615-nucleotide messenger RNA. NCBI's taxonomy places the organism in Eukaryota, Metazoa, Chordata, Aves, Tinamiformes, Tinamidae. The record is from RefSeq and is a predicted model, not a curated record.